CUCAAUGUAAUUUAGCUAUUUCCGCAGUCGCACUGGGUGCGCCGUCCAUGUACAGUUGUCAACGUGUUAAAUUGCCUAAGAAGUUCUAAAAAAAUACAUGAAUACUCUUGAAUCUUUCUAAAAUCGAACCCAUAAUUAUUUGAGUACAUAAGUUAUUGUAUCUUAUACUAUGCAUUAGUAUCUGAACGAAAACGCUAGAAAACCAUGUUUUGACCUCAAUUUCAAGAAGUAAAAAAUGUGCUAUACUGAAAAACAAAUUACCAUGGAUUGUUGUCAUGGACACCCUAAUGUUCAAGAAUAAUUGAGUUUUGAUCGUUUCUGCCCCAAACUAUAAUUAUUGGAUAGCUUGGAAAUGCACAAUUUCAAAGAGAUGCAAAUUAAUGAUUUUUAUGAAAAAGAAAUCGACAAACAUUUUUUAUUGCAAAAAUAAUAUUAUCUUUAAGCAAACACGAAAUUAGAAAUGAAAACUAACACUAACUAAAAAAAAAAUUAAAUGCUCUUUUGGAAAAGAAUGCUUAUACCUGUUGUUUGGACAUAAAGAAAUCAGUCAAUUAAGACAUUGAUUUACACACUUUAAUGCACCAUUAGAAGUCUUUUAAAUAAAAAAAAGAUCAAAAAGACUUUUAAAUCCCAAGUUUUACUCAGACGUCGGUUGCACUGGGUCGUUUUUGUCCCCUCAAGUUUAAAACGCUGUAGCUCAAGAACAAAUGGGUGGAGGACGGCCAGAACUUACCUGUACGAAGUUUUUUUGGAAAUGGAAGCUGCGCCUUAUUCCUUUUCGGUUUGUCGGGAAUUCCCAAGUAUAAUUCUGCUUGGGACAAAUUGACCUAGUGUGAUUGCCCAGGGUGGACAAAGUGCAAAGAUGCAAUGAAUGCCAGAGGUCCUGAUGGAACUUCGGAACUCUUCCGAAGAUUAGCCAAACAGUGGGACGGCCAUUUUGCAGCGAGCAUUUUAUGGAUGCAAGGAAGAAACCCUGUCAUGCAGCCAUGUACAGAUUCUGAUGUUAAUGGUAAUGUCCUACUGUGGAAUGGAGAUGUUUUUAAUGGCAAUUUGGCAAGCGAUACAGAGUGUGAUACAACGACACUGCUAAAAAGGUUCAGUUCUUCCCAAAAUGUUGUCGCAACACUGUUGGAGGUCCAGGGACCUUAUAGUUUUAUAUACUUCAAUAAGUCAGACAAUUGUUUGUACUUUGGGCGAGAUUCGAUCGGUAGACACAGUCUAUUAAUAAAAUUGAACGAGGACAAGACUUUGCUGACAUUGUGCUCUGUUGGGAAUAAAAAUGUGAAAAAUAUCACAGAGGUACCAGCAAUUGGAAUAUUUGUAACAAACUUAAACUGUGAAGAGUUCAAUUUGACUUGUUAUCCAUGGAAAGAACCAAAUCUUAGGUUCACAGAUAUUAUCGAAGAUCUUGAGACAAGUUUGAACAUGGAUAUUGAUGUAAAAGAAACCAUUGUCAAACCAGAAAUUGAUAAUUCAAUUCUAUAUCUAGAUCCAGAGAUCAAAGAUGUCCAAUAUCUCAAAAACAUUGAUUACAAUCAAAAUUUCAGUCAAAUAAUGGAACAGCUGUUAGAAAACAAGGAAGUAUACCAAAGAGUGGAAAACAUUUUAAGGUUUCUGAGAAGUUCUGUCGAAGUUAGAGUUAGAAAAAAACCUAACUACUGCAGGAAUUGUAUAAGCUUGUAUCUGAAUGGUGAAGAAGUAAACUGCAAGCAUGCCAAAAUUGGUAUACUUUUCUCAGGUGGAUUGGAUUCUGCAAUUUUAGCUGUUAUCGCUAAUCAAUUUGUCCCAGAAAAUGAAGAAAUUGAUUUAAUUAACGUUGCUUUUGAGAAAAUAAAGAAUCCAAAUUCAAAUUGGACAAAGGAAGCUGCCACUAUCAAUUACGACGUACCUGACAGAAAAACAGGCAAACAAACUUUUACUGAACUUGAAAGGAUUUGUCCUAAUAGAAGGUGGAACUUUAUACAGGUAAACGUAAUGCAAGUAGAGCUUCAGAAUUAUCGUUCCAAUCAUAUUUGUAACCUCGUUUAUCCAUUGCGCACUGUAUUGGAUGAAAGCUUGGGGUGUGCUGUAUGGUUUGCCAGCAAAGCUAAGGGUGUGCUGAUGCCAACUGAAAUACCAUAUGAAUCUUCGUGCAGAAUACUUCUCCUUGGUAUGGGAGCUGACGAACUAUUUGGAGGAUACAUGCGGCACAGAACGACAUUAAAGCAUAAAGGUUGGGACAUGCUAGCACAGGAAUUAAGUGUGGAACUAGAAAAGAUAUCUGAACGAAAUUUAGGAAGAGACGACAGGGUUGUAUCUGACCAUGGAAGGCAAUCUAGAUUGCCAUACUUGGAUGAAAAUUUUGUCAAAUAUGUCCAGACCCUCAAGCCAUGGGAAAGGUGUUACCCAACUGAUCAAAUGCCAGUUGGAUUGGGUGAUAAACUUCUUUUACGACUAGUUGCACGUCGAAUUGGUCUCCAGAGCGCGGCUAAUUUUCCGAAGAGAGCUUUCCAGUUUGGAUCGCGCAUUGCUAAUAGUAAAGAAAAUGCCAAAGAUGUAUCCGAUAGGUUGUGAACUGUAAUUAAUAAAUAGUUACUUUUAAUCGCUAAACAUAAUAUCACAAUAAUUCAUCAUUCGCGUACAUCAAAUGUCAUGCCAUUUUUGCAAUGUUUAUGAUAAACCUCGAUAAUCAAAUGUAAUACACUACAUUAUUAUUCGUAGGUAUAAAGGCUAAACCAGGGUUAUUGCACUAUAGGCUACCGAUGUGUUUCUUGUGAAAAUUUACGACGGAAACGUUUCUUACUUCUUAUGGGAAAUUAGUUGUUUGUGAAUUACAGUCUUUUGAAAUAGGCCAAUCCGGUAGCUUGUAACGGCUCACAACAGCUGUAGAGUGCAUCAUCAUGAAAUGAUAAUCUGUCAGCCCUGUUCUGAGCCAUCAGAUGUUACCGGAUCGGCCAGUUUUAAACAGCUGUAUUCGCAAAUAAUAAAUGUCCCAUCAGAAGUAAAGCGUUUCAGUCAUAGAUUUUCACAAGGAAUACAUUGGUAGCCUAUGAGGCAAUGGAUUGGGGUCACCCUACAUAUUUUCGUAGUAUUAUGGAACAUUUUAAAUGUAAUUUUUUAUAUUAUGCACAUGUAUUUAAUUUAUUGCAUAGA
This is a messenger RNA of Neodiprion fabricii, 3132 nucleotides long. RefSeq names its product asparagine synthetase domain-containing protein CG17486. The record is from RefSeq and is a predicted model, not a curated record. Gene Ontology annotation, molecular function: asparagine synthase (glutamine-hydrolyzing) activity. The transcript is spliced from 5 exons. Lineage: Eukaryota; Metazoa; Arthropoda; Insecta; Hymenoptera; Diprionidae. Bases 868 to 2553 code for a protein of 561 amino acids.